Messenger RNA from Colletes gigas, 1548 nucleotides. It is a transcript of the gene Rpt1, whose product is annotated as 26S proteasome regulatory subunit 7. Bases 124 to 1428 code for a protein of 434 amino acids. Gene Ontology annotation, biological process: proteasome-mediated ubiquitin-dependent protein catabolic process. The transcript is spliced from 6 exons. Gene Ontology annotation, molecular function: ATP hydrolysis activity; ATP binding; proteasome-activating activity. Lineage: Eukaryota; Metazoa; Arthropoda; Insecta; Hymenoptera; Colletidae. Gene Ontology annotation, cellular component: proteasome regulatory particle, base subcomplex. The record is from RefSeq and is a predicted model, not a curated record.
AGAUUGCAAGUCUCGACCUCACAGCAUUUUUGCACGUAAUCUAAGGAAAACAUAGCCUCAAAAUUGAUUUAUUUCGUUGUUCAUAUAAGAGUGAAAGAAACAAGUUCGUUAAACGUUUAAAAAAUGCCGGAUUACUUGGGAACUGAUAUGCGUAAGAUGAAGGCCGACGACGAAAAGGAGGAGAAAGAAAUAAAAUCUCUGGAUGAAGGGGACAUCGCUUUGCUCAAAACUUAUGGCCAAGGACAAUAUACGAAAAGCAUUAAAACCGUCGAGGAGGAUAUUCAAACAAUAAUCAAACGUGUCAACGAAUUAACAGGAAUUAAAGAAUCUGACACUGGUUUAGCACCACCUGCUCUUUGGGAUCUAACUGCAGACAAACAAAUUUUACAAAAUGAGCAACCAUUGCAAGUUGCUCGGUGCACGAAAAUAAUCAAUGCUGACUCUGAUGAUCCAAAAUAUAUUAUAAACGUGAAACAGUUUGCUAAAUUCGUGGUUGAUUUAGCAGAUUCGGUUGCUCCAACUGAUAUCGAAGAAGGCAUGCGUGUGGGAGUAGAUCGUAAUAAGUACCAAAUUCAUAUUCCACUGCCACCUAAAAUUGAUCCAACUGUGACUAUGAUGCAAGUCGAAGAAAAGCCUGAUGUGACCUACAGUGAUGUUGGUGGUUGUAAAGAACAAAUUGAGAAAUUAAGAGAAGUUGUUGAAACUCCUCUGUUACAUCCCGAAAAAUUCAUUAAUCUGGGAAUAGAACCACCUAAAGGAGUAUUGUUGUUCGGCCCACCAGGCACAGGGAAAACUUUGUGCGCUAGGGCCGUCGCUAAUAGGACGGACGCGUGUUUCAUACGUGUUAUUGGUUCCGAAUUGGUGCAGAAGUAUGUCGGCGAGGGUGCGCGUAUGGUGAGAGAAUUGUUCGAAAUGGCGCGUAGUAAAAAAGCAUGCUUGAUAUUCUUCGAUGAAAUUGACGCUAUCGGAGGAGCUCGUUUCGAUGACGGAGCUGGCGGCGAUAACGAAGUACAACGUACUAUGUUGGAACUGAUCAAUCAAUUAGAUGGUUUCGAUCCGAGGGGUAAUAUCAAAGUAUUAAUGGCAACAAAUAGACCCGACACAUUAGAUCCAGCGUUGAUGCGACCAGGACGUCUAGACCGGAAAGUAGAAUUUGGAUUACCCGACUUGGAAGGUCGAACGCACAUUUUCAAAAUUCACGCGCGUUCUAUGAGUGUCGAAAGGGACAUAAGAUUCGAACUUCUCGCGCGUUUGUGCCCUAACAGUACCGGAGCCGAAAUUCGUUCCGUUUGCACCGAGGCGGGCAUGUUCGCUAUUCGCGCGCGUCGUAAAGUAGCGACGGAAAAAGACUUUCUAGAAGCCGUAAACAAAGUCAUUAAAUCUUACGCUAAAUUCUCUGCAACGCCCAAAUAUAUGACUUACAAUUAAACACAUCAUUGAAUAUUCUAUUUGUAUGCAUUGAUAUUGUAACGCUGUUUAUCGAAAAAAACAAUUAAUUGUUGAUUAUAAUUACGUAAUAAAUUGAAGUCUGCUUUAUUUUUUAAUAUU